Messenger RNA from Neltuma alba, 4067 nucleotides. RefSeq names its product TMV resistance protein N-like. NCBI's taxonomy places the organism in Eukaryota, Viridiplantae, Streptophyta, Magnoliopsida, Fabales, Fabaceae. The transcript is spliced from 5 exons. The coding region runs from base 321 to 3929 and encodes 1202 amino acids. The record is from RefSeq and is a predicted model, not a curated record. Gene Ontology annotation, molecular function: ADP binding. Gene Ontology annotation, biological process: defense response; signal transduction.
UAGACAAUACAUCCUUAUUGUUCAUCGCACGCCAUCCUGUGGGGAUAGAGCUCCGUGUGAAAGAAGUGCUUCAAUUGUGUCACUUUGUUGAAAAUGUAGGAAUCAUAGGAAUUUGGGGGGAGGGAGGAAUUGGUAAAACAACUAUUGUCAAAUCUGUUUACAGUGCAAUAUCUAACAGGUUUGAGGGUAGAAGUUUCCUUUCAAAUAUUAAGGAUGUGGGGGAGAAAGAAGAUGGUCUAGUUUAUUUGCAAGAGCAACUAAUUUUUGAUGUAUCUGAAACGUUUCAGAAAUAUCAAAAACAUAAGAUACAUGACGUUGACAUGGGAGUCAAACAGAUAAAGACGGUACUACAUAAGAAAAAGGUGCUUAUAGUACUUGAUGAUGUCAACAAAAUAGACCAAAUAACAUUGUUGUGUGGAAGUCGUGAAUGGCUUGGAGCAGGGAGUGUCAUCUUGAUCACCACUAGAUAUAAGCAUAUUCUUGAUCAACUUAAAGUUGAUAAUCACUUUAAAGUGAAAAAGAUGGACAAAAAUGAAUCUCUUGAACUUUUUAGUUGCCAUGCAUUUAAGCAGUUAAAUCCUCCAAAUGAGUUCAUAACUUUCUCCAAGAAAGCUGUUACUUUUUGUGGGGAGUUACCCUUAGCUCUUGAAGUCCUUGGAUCUCUUUUGAUUGAUAAGACAUUGCGAGAGUGGAAAAGUUUGAUUAAGAAACUUCCAAGAUUAAAGAGCAAUGCAAUACUUGAGAUACUUCAACUAAGUUAUGAGUACUUAGAAAACUCUGAGAAAGAUGUGUUCCUUGAGAUAGCUUCCUUUUAUGUUGGUAAAGACAGACAACAUGUGACAGAAAUAUUAAAUGAGUAUGGGUUUUGUGCCGAAGUUGACAUAAGUGUGCUUAUUGCUCGAGGCCUUCUAAAGGUAGACAAGAAUAACAAGUUUGAAAUGCAUGAAUAUUUCCGAGAUAUGGCAAAAAGAAUGAAUCCUCCUAAGACUCAACCCAAAUAUGCUAAUGAUGUUUUCUUAAGUUUUAGAGGUGAAGAUACUCGCAAGUCUUUCGUUGGUCAUCUUCAUGCUACUUUGAAAAAUGCUGGCUCGGAGGUUUUCAUGGACGACAAUCUCAAAAAGGGGAAAAACAUCUCGGCUUCACUUUUGCAAGCAAUUGAAGUUUCUAGAAUUUCAAUUAUUGUUUUCUCAACAAAUUAUGCAAGUUCUAGUUGGUGCUUGGAGGAACUAGAGAAAAUUAUGGAGUGUCACAGACAUAACGGUCAACAAAUCAUGCCUGUAUUCUACGAUGUGCAAGCAUUUGAAGUAAGAAAACAAAUAGGCAAUUUUGGAAAAGCAUUUCAUGAACUCAUUGCUAGAAUCUCAACUAGAAAAGAACAAACUUGGAGAAGAGAGCUCACUGCAGCUGCCAACAUAUCCGGCUGGGACUCGUACAAUUACAGAAAUGAUGCAGCUUUGAUCAAUCAUAUUGUUGAAAGUGUCAUGAUGAAACUAGAUGAUAAAGCAUACUUAUUCAUUGCUGAUCACCCAGUCGGAGUAGAGUCUCGUAUGCAAGAGAUUACCAAAUUGUUGAGUGGUAAAUCAAAUGAAAUUAUCAUGGUCGGAAUUUGGGGAAUGGGUGGUAUUGGCAAAACAACUAUUGCCAAAGCCAUUUUCAAUGAAUUGGGAAGAAAUUUUGAGGGAAAAUUUUUCCUAGAAAAUGUGAGGAAAUUUUGGGAGCAAGCCAAUGGCCCAAUCAAUUUACAAGAACAACUUCUUGCAGGAAUUUCAAGAGAAAGAAUAACAAGACUACAACACAAUGGAUUGGGCAAAAAUGUGAUGAAAGAAAGGCUCUGUCAUAAAAGGGCACUUCUUGUGCUUGAUGAUGUAGAUAAGUCGGUCCAAAUUAGUACUCUAUGUGGAAGUCGUGAAUGGUUUGCUCCGGGAAGUAGAAUAAUCAUAACUACUAGAGAUAAGCAUCUACUUGAUCUUCUCCAAGUGGAUAAAGUAUACAAUAUGAAAGAAUUGGAGGACUUUGAAUCCCUUGAACUUUUUAGUUGGCAUGCUUUUAAGCAGGUCAAUCCGAUAGAAAAUUAUGUUGAACUCUCAAAAAGGGUAAUUGCUUACUCUAGAGGAUUGCCAUUGGCUCUUGAAGUUCUUGGUUCAUAUUUAUUCGAUAGAGCAAUAUCUGCUUGGGAGAGUGUUUUGGAAAAGCUACAAAAAAUUCCAAAUGAUCAUAUAUAUGAAAAGUUAAAAAUAAGUUAUGAUGGGUUGAGUGAUCAUAUGGAGAAAGAUAUAUUUCUUGACAUUUGUUGUUUCUUUAUUGGUGAAGAUAGAAGUUAUGUUACACAAAUUUUAAAUGGGUGUGGACUUCAUGCAGAAAUUGGAAUUACACGACUUAUAGAGCAAAGUCUUAUAAGAGUUUAUAAGAAUAACAAGCUUGGUAUGCAUAGUUUAUUAUGUGAUAUGGGAAGAGAGAUCAUUCGUGAGACAUCACCAAAACCUGAAGAACGUAGCAGAUUGUGGUUUUAUGAUGAGGUCCUCUAUGUGUUGAAAAAUAAUAUGGGAACUAAAAGCGUUAAGGGGCUGGCUUUGAACUUAUCAAGAAACAAUACCUUAUCCUUCAACACUAAAGCAUUCAAGGAGAUGAAGAGACUUCAGUUGCUUCAACUUAAUCAUGUAAGACUUCUUGGGGACCAUGAGUAUCUUUCAAAAGACUUGCGAUGGCUACGUUGGCAUGGGUUUCCUUUAAGUUACAUGCCAGAGAACUUCUGUCAGGAAAAUUUAAUUGCUGUUGACUUAAAAUACAGUGGUCUCAUACAAGUAUGGAAGGAUAGCCAGAUGUUGGAGAGGAUGAAAAUUCUUAAUCUUAGUCAUUCUUGUUAUUUGGAGCAAACGCCCGACUUUUCAAAGCUGCCAAAUCUUGAAGAGUUGAUACUUGAAGAUUGCAAGAGUUUAUCUGUUGUUCACUCAUCCAUUGGAUGUCUUAAAUAUCUUAUCUUGUUAAAUCUAAGGGAUUGUGAACGGCUCAUCCAUCUCCCAAGGAGUAUCUACAAUUUGAAGAAUUUAAAAACUUUCAAUAUCGAUGGUUGCUCAAAAAUUGAUAAGUUGGAAGAAGAUAUUGAGCAAAUGGAAUCUUUGACUACUCUAAUGGCAAAUCAAACUGCAAUAACACAAGUUCCUUUUUCAUUGAUGAGAUCAAAAAGCAUUAAAUAUGUGUCUCUUUGCGGCUAUGAAGGACUAUCUCAUAAUGUAUUUCCACCUCUCAUUUGGUCUUGGAUGUCACCAAAAAGUAUUCCAAAGUCCUUGAUUUGGAGCAUACCAUAUUUAUUCCAAGGUCUUUCACGUAGUUUAUUUGCCAAAAGUAGUGCAAUGAUGAGAUCAAGCUCCAGUAAAUCUCAAGUUUCAUGCAAAAAGACUCCAGCAACAGUCGACUUUCAUGAGCAAGUUCUCAUGCCAAGGUUGGAAAAUUUCAUGAGUUCUCUAAUUAUUCGUGUAGGAGAGUUCAACAAGGACAUAGAUACACUUUUGAAGCAUAUCUCACAGGGAUUGAGCGAAUUUGGAGACAGUUCUCUUCCUGGAGACAAUUAUCCUAAAUGGCUAAACUUCAAUGGUGAAGGAUCCUCAAUAUUAUUCAAGGUUCCUCAAGUUCCUUCUAGAAACUUGAAAGGAUUAAUCCUAUACAUUGUCUAUAUUUCUCAUGAGGACAACAUGGCAUCUGCAUAUCCUGUCAGUGUCUUGGUAUCAAAUCACACAAAAGUUACUAUUGAAUUCUACAAGCUAGAUACAGUAAUUGCCUCUGCUGACGAAGAAUUGGGUAGCAUAAUUCCUAAUUUGGAGCCUGAGAAUGAAGUGGAGUUUAAAGUAACUUUUGCACACAAGUUUGAUAUAAAGAAGACAAUAAUCUAUUUGGUGUAUGAUGAAGAUGUUGGCAAAAGAAUCAUGAAUUGAAGGAAGCCCAAAGGGACAAAUGGUUGCAUGAAUAAUGUUGUGGUGGAGACAGUCAUGCAUUUGGAUUUUCAUGAUCUUGCAAUGCUUUUGUGUUAAGGCAAUAUAUUUUAUUCUAAAGAGAAACCUUGUUGCUCUUGA